AUGGAUGGCCCCAUUGCUGAUGCGCUCGGUGCGCACCCUUACUACCCCCUGGGCGUCAGUAUCCCAACAUACGUGGCCAACACCAUGAACGCUGCGGUCUUGGUGUCCAUUUUUGCUGCCGGCUGCGGCAUCAUCUUUGUACCGACGUAUCUUUUUGCCGUGAGAACCAGGCCCAGCAUUUCCUUUGGCGAGGUGCUCAUUGCGUUCUGGUGGGUGCUUUGUGGCUGCUACUUCUCCUACAAUCAUUUCGACAUGGCCAGCAAGACUGACCUCUUCGGUCAACUCUGGAAGGAGUACUCUCUCUCUGAUUCACGCUACAUGACCCAAGACCCCUUUGUCGUCUGCAUGGAGACGGUCACGGCGUUUCUUUGGGGACCAUUGUCCUUUUUUAUCGCCUAUGCCACCAUAACCAAUCAUUCGUGGAGACAUCCAAUGCAGCUGCUCGUCAGCAUGGGCCAGAUGUACGGCGAUAUUUUGUACUACGUCAUUUGCUGGUACAAUGAGAUUGUGAACGGGAUUGCGUACUCACGUCCUGAACGUUAUUACUACUGGGCUUACUUUGUACUCUGCAAUGCUUUCUGGAUUGCUAUUCCUCUGGGUCUGAUAGGCAAUAGUGUCAAGGCAGUGGCCAAGGCAUUUGAUCACGCCAAGGCCAUGAAUGGCUCAGUGAAGAAGCACCAGUAG
Molecule: messenger RNA, 684 nt
Organism: Pochonia chlamydosporia 170
Lineage: Eukaryota; Fungi; Ascomycota; Sordariomycetes; Hypocreales; Clavicipitaceae
Product: emopamil-binding protein
Exons: 2
Coding region: 1-684 (227 amino acids)
Biological process (GO): sterol biosynthetic process
Cellular component (GO): endoplasmic reticulum; membrane
Molecular function (GO): C-8 sterol isomerase activity; cholestenol delta-isomerase activity; steroid Delta-isomerase activity
Source: RefSeq, a predicted model, not a curated record